Molecule: messenger RNA, 1688 nt
Organism: Conger conger (European conger)
Lineage: Eukaryota; Metazoa; Chordata; Actinopteri; Anguilliformes; Congridae
Product: ras-like protein family member 11A-like
Exons: 4
Coding region: 335-1066 (243 amino acids)
Molecular function (GO): GTPase activity; GTP binding
Source: RefSeq, a predicted model, not a curated record
CCGCGCUGUCCAUCUGGGCGCACCUCUCUCUGAUGGUAUGGAGGGAAACCAAAUUCAUCGUGGACCUGUCUGGUAAGGCGGUCUUUAUGCGAAGAAGUAAAGACGUCUACGAACAAAUAUUAUAUUACAUUCAACGUGAUAUUCUUUUAUGAAAGAAUGCGAUAUUUAUCCCGGCAGAAAACAACAGCAAGAAGUGAACAGCGACCCAAUAAGAACUGAAAAGAAACCUGGAACAUUUUUAACGGAUGCAGUGAAGGACAUGCUGUGACCUCUAUUCAGGAGAACAUUUCCAGCUGUUGGAAACAGUUCAAUUAUUUUCGUCAACUGCAGAAAAAUGAGCACUGAAUCUACCCACUGUCUGUUAGUUCCUAUACCGGAGUGUCCCGCUCUGGACUGCCUGCCCAAUAAGAACGUAAAAAUUGUGGUUCUUGGUGCCAGGAACGUCGGAAAAACAGCCUUGAUUGUGAGAUUUCUCACCAGGAGAUUCAUCGGAGACUAUGAAGCAAACACAGGGGCCUUAUAUUCAAGAAGAAUCAAUCUUGAUGGAGAACAAGUGUUUUUGCAAGUGCAGGAUACACCCUGUGUUUCUCUACAGGACGACGCAGAGGGACUGCACUGCCAAGAGCAGAUUAAUCGUUCCAUCUACUGGGCUGACGGCUACAUGCUGGUCUUCUCCGUCAUGGACCCCGGAAGCUUCCGCACCGUUGUUCCGCUCUACCAGCACGUGCGGCACAUCCACCCCCGGGGCAGCAUCCCGCUCAUCGUCGUGGGCAACAAGAGCGACCUGCCGCGGGCACGGGCGGUGUCGGCCGCCGAGGGAGAGGGGCUGGCCACGGAGCUGGGCGCUGCGUAUUUUGAGGUCUCCGCCCGGGAGGAUGGGGAGGGGGUGUACAACACCUUCCUGCACCUGUGCCAGGAGGUCAGCCGGGCUCUGGGGCCGGGGAACGGGGAGAAACGCCGAGGGGGGUUACACUUGGCACGCCCCAAAUCCCCCAACAUGCAGGAGUUAAAGAGAAGGUUCCGGCAGGCACUGUCUGCCAGGGUCAGGGCAGCCACCACCCUGUGAUGCAACUGCUGUAGACUGGCCAAUCCCCCUGGCAGCAGAAACCAGGCUGUGAGCUGUGGGAAUAUAUUUAGUGGACAUUGUGUACCCCAUGGGAGUGUGGCUAUUUGGCUUAUUUUGUUCAUUCAUUCAUUUAUUUGUUACAGAAACACUUACACUUCUUCAGACUGACUUUUACUGAGCCACAGGAUCCCUCAUCAGAAAAUGGCACAGAAAGCAGAGGGUCUCGAACGUCUCUCUAAGGUUCUCUAACAGGAGAAGAAGUGAUCACAGUGACCAUCUUGGAGUGAAUAUCAUGGACAUUCUAAGCUGAAAUGGUUUGAUUUGAUUUAAUUUGACUCGAUAAAUCAGUCUUUUAUAAUUAUGAAAUGAAUCAAUAAAAUAAGGAAAUUAUCAAUGAAUAGGCAAUAUAUUCCAAAAGUUUUGAGAGAAUCAAUAGUGAAUCAACAAUGUUGUCAUCAUGUAGAUUAGUCAAAUCAAGGAAGAUUGUGCAAAUAUAGCAGAGAUAAAUAUUUGAAACAUGUAACGCUGGAAUGUCUUGGUGGUCUGUUAGUUGAUCUAAAGGACCUGUGUACAGCAUCUAUGAUUACAUUACAUGACAUUAUUGGCAUUUGGCAGACGCUCU